AUGACCACGACGUCACGGUCCGGUCGCCAACUAUGGCUGCCUUGGCUCAUCCUCGUAGUGUCGCUGACUCUGAUCACAUACUCGGUAGAUUCGUUUAUACGUCUUCCGCAGCAGCUAGGUGUAUCGCAACAAUGCCGCAUGUCUAGGAUGUGGCCAGCCUACAUCGACCAUACCUCCAAUCUCGAGCCAUUCUCACCUUCCGGCCUAUGGCGCAAGUAUCGCCUCUACCUUUAUCGCGAACGUCACUUUGAACCCAUGGAUCUUCCUACCGGAAGCCCUGCGCUCUUUGUUCCUGGCAACUCCGGAUCGUACGGUCAAGUUCGCAGCGUGGCUUCGAGUGCUUCUCGCCAAUUCUACAAGGAAAAUGGCUCGGGCGCACGUAGAGAUGAGUGGAAAGACGCCCCUCCAGGUGUCGCACAUACCGACUGGUACACCAUCGACUUCAACGAAGACUUUUCUGCCUUCAGCGGCACCACCUUGAUCGAGCAGGCCACAUUCAUCAACGAGGUCGUCUCGUACCUUUCCGAUCGAUACGCUUCUGCUGCUACACACAGCUAUGCUGCCGGAGAGCGCAAUACCACUGUGCCAAUCUUGGCACACAGCAUGGGCGGCAUCGCGGCUCGCCUUACCGCACACCUACCCAACUACCCUGUUGGCAAUAUUGAUACCAUUGUCACUCUCAGCACACCUCAUGCUUUUCCACCUGUACCUUUUGACAGCAGCGUCGAGUACGUCUAUUCGCUCAUCAAUACGCCUCUCGAUGCUUCCCGUGUAACAAGUAGGUCAGCUCGUAAUGUGCCACCAUUGCUAGUCUCUAUCGCAGGCGGGCUGCUCGACACUCAGCUUCCAUCUGAUCCUUCAUCACUUUCCCUUGCCCGCAUCGGCGAAGCAAUUGCCCCUUCGCGCAUCUCGACUUAUACCGGCUCCUUGCCUUCGCUCUGGUCCUCGGUCGAUCACGUUGCCGUCAUGUGGUGCGAUCAGCUACGCGAAAAGAUAGCAAGAGGCUUUCUACUUGACAUGAUGGCGUUUGGGCGUGUCUCGGACGAACGCAAUGCCGGAGGCGUCAGCGGCAGAUCAAGUGUACUGCGUCGACGUCGCGAGCUUUGGAGACGUGCACUCAGUCUUUUCGACGUCUCAGAUGCGGGAAAUGGCGAAAUAGGACCUCUCGAGCUAACUCCCUCGCCAGAUUGGCUGCUCGAAGAGGAUCGUGAGACGUUUGUCGUCGAAAACGAGUCCCCCUCUUUCCAACGGCCAACCAGCGGGCCCGACUCGGCUCUUUCCGUAGACCAACAAAAUACCGUCUUUCGCAUUCCAGCUAGGAUGGGCGAUAGCGACGAUGGCUUGCACGCUUUUGAGCUCAUCACCAAUCUCUGCGUUGGGUGGAACCCUUCGUCAGGUAUGGGCGCCCCCCUUCCACAGCCCGUCGAGCUGGUUGUUCAGCUGUGCACCAGCAACCCGGACUCAUCUGACCCUGUCAGCGGUCAAAGAACCUCGUGCCGGCUCGUCAUGCCCUGGCAAUGGGAGCUGAUCCCACCAAGCUUUUUGCCUCGAACAGAUAUCUUGAUGCAAGAAUCCUCACAACACAUCGAUACACACCUUCCCGAAAACCGCCCAUUCCCCAGUGCAGACGAGAUCUACCACGUCCCUGGUUACGCAUUUCAGCGCCUGCGUCUGGACGCCGACCUCCUCCAACGGCAGCGAAUCGAUUGGAUUCGUGUAGAACGCAAGACUGACUCGGGUGUCUUCGUCCACCAACGCGGUCUCAAGAGCUUUGUUCGUGGAGGAUGGAUGCGUCAAGCUGCCGGUCGCCUGAAGAAGCAUGGCAGCUCUUUGCUCCUUACUCAAGACCAAGACUCAGAUAUACAACAUCACUACCAAGAUGCCGGCUUUGCCACCACUAGCGCCAUUCCUAUCGCCUCUGAAUGGCUACUCAAAGGGUUCAGCUCCUCUUUACUUGCCAGGCGAAUUGAGCUAGUGCCGAGUCAAUGUCUGGUCGAAAAUCUAGCCCUCUACACGCUGCAGAGCAACGACGAGAGCCUUCAUUCGACAGACGCUUCCUUUUCGCCCUUCAUGCGCGUCUCAGAUCGUGCCACAGGUGAUUCACGCUGGUAUCCGCAGCUCGCCUCGCCCGAGCUCGUUCGCAGGAUUCGUGCUCGGACAUACAAGGGAGAACCCAUCACCUUUCCCCUCUCGCUUCACGGUAACGCACCAUUCAUGCCACCGGCAAGAGAUAGCCUUAACGAAAUUAGGGUACAGCUCUGGACUGAUCAGGCGCUUCUGCGUCCAGUCCCUGGCAAGUCCCUGCCGUGUAGGUCGUCCGUCGACUCGAUCCGCUUGUCUGUCGAUUGGAAAGCUUCUGCCGGCCUGGUUUUGCUUCGCUAUCGUUUCUUGCUUGCAGCAUGGCCUCUCGGCCUACUGUCAGUCUGCAUCGGUCUGUCGUGGCUCACCUGGACUCAGAAACCCGAGCUCCCUUUCCCGUCUCCUUUGACCUCGAUUACGCAGCCAGUAUUCCGCACGCCCUUCAUCGGCAACAGAGUGGAUCCGCUACUGGGACUGUUGGCCUGUACUGCGAUUGCGCUGAUCCUCCUUGAUGGAAUGCGCCUAUGGCUGUAUAGAUGUAUGUCGAGCGCAGAGGCUCGCGGUCCAACUUCGUCUUUGAUUGGCAUGGUCUUGGGGCUUCACAAUCAUGCGUCCUCGGCAGGUCUGAUUCCCUGCUUCCUUCUGGUCUCGUAUGCGACUUUGCUCGUCAUCGUCGCAAUCAUACAAUGGUCCUUCUCACUGAUCGCCGCCAUUGUGACGAGAUUUGGGCUAGCUCACAAGCUCGACUGGGUGGGAGCGGCAACAGCAAGCUCCGACCCACUGAAGUGGAAUCGGCGGUCCAUGGCGGGUCUGGCGAUACUGCUGCUGUCGGUUGUGCUGCUCGUGCCCCACCAAUUCGUCUUUCUCAUCAUGUUCCUACUGCAACUCCUCAACACGCUUCGCGCUCUUCUCGAGCUUCAAUCAAACCGGGGUCCUCCACAGUCUCAAGAGUCACGUUUCCAUCAACAUCUCAGCAUCCUCAUGAUGCUUGUCCUUUUGCUGCCUCAGAAGGCUAGCUUCCUAGUGACAUGGGUCCGCAACUUGGCGUCUGUGGGUAUCAAAACUCCCAAUACUAUGGCUGCGUGGAUGGAUCAUAACUUGUUGGAUGUCGCGCCUAUCGUCGUGCUAGUCUGGUUGAUGGCUGGAGGACGGAUGCUCGAGCCAGCUCGUUCCAAAAUGGAAGCCAAGGCGAUUGUUUUUGGCUUUAGCAUCGUGGGAUGGUAUGCACUGGUGUGGGGUAUCAGAUACACCUACCGCACUUAUGAUGCUUUCAAUGCUCUUUGCCUUGUACUUGCAGUCUGCCACUGGCGAUCGAGACGAGCUGGUAGUCGCAGCCACUACAGUCAAGGUCACGCCGCCUGCAAUGUGGCUAAACAUUCAGACGAAACGUCGGGUAUGCUCCACGCCCACGGUAAGGAUGAAGGGGUAAAUUUGGGAGAUGCGCCCGCUGAAGAGUUUGAGCUUCGGUCCGGUCUCGCUUCAGCACGGCUACCGAUCCAUCACCUCGCUUUGCCCUCCUCCGUUGACCCUCAGUCCGGUGGCGCUUCGAUUGCCGAAGGAAACGCUUCGACUUGUGCCGUCGUAGAAUCUUCGGCUCAAACCAAUCUGGGAGGCGAUAAGCUGGACGAGCUGAUUGCCGACUACCUCGAUGUUCUCGACCGAUACCAGCGAGCACGAAAUGCUACCUCGGCCCUCUUCAGCAGCGGCUAUCUGAAGCUCACUCGUGCCAAGAUAGAGCUCGGCGCAUCUCGAUUGAGCAGCAACUCAUAUGACUCGCGUCUGCUCGCCGAAGUCCGGGCGACUAUUUCCAACGAAUCCUCAUCGCAAUCGAGCUGUGGAGGAUUACCGGCGCAGGCAUCGGAAAUCAGUCAUAUUUCCGUCGCAAGGGUGCAACCGGAUUACUCUCAUCUGGAGAAUGAUGACUACGUUUUGAUCCAAGACAUGGACGAGAGCAAGGUGGAAAAAGCGGACAGUACAAUCGCCGGAUUGCGAAGGAGAGCUGCGGUUGGGGUCACUUUAAGCGAGACAGAUGUAGUGGAAGGGAGUGGACCGCAUAAGCAUUCGCCAAGAGGCUCGCUUAACGAUUCUGUAUUACGGCCCGUCCGGGUCAGUGCGGCUGAUGCAGAAGGCAGGGGUGAUGCCAUAAAGAUGUCAGCGGUUCAGCCGGAAAAAGGCCAUUCCAAAAACAGCAAAUACGAUGUCAUAUCCACAAACCAAGGCGAUGAUCAACUUGGUCGGAUGGAACAAACCAAAAAAGUGGCGGCCAAGCCAGACGCUUUGCUUCAAUUUGGCGGUCUCCCGUCGACUGCGCUCAGAGGCGCACAGGUCGAUCUUAGAAAGGCCUUGAACCAGCUUCUCGGAGCGGAGAGCCACGUCCACGACGAUGGAGUACUGCAGUUGGCAUUGCGCCUGGAGGUGUUGACAUCGGCCAUAUCCACUCUGAAAGCUACAGCGGCCAACCAAUCGGAAUGCGAAAAACGGUAA
Mycosarcoma maydis (corn smut) is the source of this 4563-nucleotide messenger RNA. RefSeq lists its product as uncharacterized. Gene Ontology annotation, biological process: GPI anchor metabolic process; endoplasmic reticulum to Golgi vesicle-mediated transport. Gene Ontology annotation, molecular function: phosphatidylinositol deacylase activity. Gene Ontology annotation, cellular component: endoplasmic reticulum. The transcript has a single exon. The record is from RefSeq and is a predicted model, not a curated record. Bases 1 to 4563 code for a protein of 1520 amino acids. Lineage: Eukaryota; Fungi; Basidiomycota; Ustilaginomycetes; Ustilaginales.